Periconia digitata is the source of this 337-nucleotide messenger RNA. The record is from the annotation of a GenBank genome assembly. NCBI's taxonomy places the organism in Eukaryota, Fungi, Ascomycota, Dothideomycetes, Pleosporales, Periconiaceae.
AUGGCGACCACUUCUCUCGUCCCGGCCAUCACGACUAUAACACGCUCAACAUCCCGCAUCGCGUCCACAAGCAGAGACGAGCGAAGAAAAAAAUCACGCAAAAUACGGCAGACGCGUUGUUGUCUUCCCUCGUCGGGGUCUGAGGCCUUCCCCGCAUCUUCGUCCACCUCUCUCCCUUUCUUUGCCAACUCUGACCUUAUGCGCCCGGCUCGCAAAGCAUGACUUUGCAAGUUCCCCUUCCAUCAACCUCAUUACUGACCUCGCUCGCUUCCAAUCUUGCUCCCUCGCCAUAAAUAACGCUCCCUCCAAGCAAAAUCAACCCACCUCACUCACAAAA